AUGGACAUCGUAUUCUUGGGUACAUCAAGUGGAGGAGGGCCCUCAGAGUCCAGGAAUUGCUCAUCGCUCGUAUGCGAUAUGCUUGCCGACCACUCACUUUGGAUGGUGGAUUGUGCAGAGGGAACGACGCGUCAGUUCGCCCUCCAACCUCACAAUGUCAAACCUUCUCUUCGGAUUCAGAAGAUUUCAAAGAUAUUCAUUACACAUAUGCAUGCCGACCAUGUCAUGGGCCUUGUUCCUCUCUUAAGAAACGUUCUGUUUCCCCCAGUCGCUUCAAACUCGAUAUAUGCGGCUCCGAAUCACCCGAAGCGCCGAAUUGAGCUGUAUGGCCCUGCAGGCUUGCGCACCUUUGUCCGCCAGAUUAUGAAAAUGACCUUAACUCGGACUUCUGACGAAUACGUCGUGCAUGAGCUACUAAGAGAAGACGACCAAGUGACGCCCUGCAUCUCAGUAACUGACAACACCUCUAUAACCGACACGAGCGUGAUGCACAGCAGUGAAAUUGCGGGCUCAGACAUCCAAGCCUCACCGGAUGGUCUCUGGCGUGCCAUAACACAAGGCCGAGGAAGGAUGAGCGAAAUAGUCGUGGAUGCAGGCCCUAUUCUCCAUCGAGACCCAUGCCUCGGAUAUGUGUUCUCAGAAGUGCGGUUUCCUUCGAGGAAAAUUGUGAUACUCGGAGACACAUAUGAUCCGUCACCGAUCAUACCUCUCUGCAACAACCCAUCUCCGUCUCUCCUGAUUCAUGAGGCCACGGACUCGCACAUUUCGCACCACGCAGACCCAACAGGCAAACUCUCACGACGAACAGAGAAAGACGUCCUAGAAAAGGCGCUAUCUCGCGGCCACUCGGUGCCGGAGAUGGCAGGAGCCUUUGCCAAACUCAUCGGUGCUCGAGACCUCGUCCUCAAUCACAUUGGCGGAAGGUUCCCGGCACCGCGUAACCCACGAGAUGCCCCUCGCCAGAAAAUCAUGCGCGACAUCGAGAACAAUGCUGCGCGAGCCUGGGGUUCAGGUCGGCGCGUUACAGCAGCGUACGACUAUAUGCGUGUGCACGUUCCGUUCGACGUCGGCAAUCCAAUUCCAAGUUCUUCCACGGAGACCGUUCACGGAAACCAAGAUAUGGUGCAACUGAACAUGUCAAUUUCGGCUCAGGCCUCCGCUCCCGUCGAAGAAGCUGAAGGCAGUCAGGAUGCCGUCGAGGGCAGUGCAAGCUUCGCCAGUACGUCUAAGAUUACCGACUUGACAGUGACAUCUGGUGGGCAUCACCCUGAUGCUCGUGCUGGCCCUUCGCGGUACUCCGUCCGCGGGAAUAACAAGCGACAUAGAAGAUAA
Cyclocybe aegerita is the source of this 1332-nucleotide messenger RNA. Lineage: Eukaryota; Fungi; Basidiomycota; Agaricomycetes; Agaricales; Hemipholiotaceae. The record is from the annotation of a GenBank genome assembly.